Messenger RNA from Dimorphilus gyrociliatus, 1983 nucleotides. The record is from the annotation of a GenBank genome assembly. NCBI's taxonomy places the organism in Eukaryota, Metazoa, Annelida, Polychaeta, Dinophilidae.
AGUCUCGAAUGAAACUCAAGGGAUCUUGGGACGUUUCCCCUGUAUAGACGAAAAUUAUAUGAAAUUUCAGAAAUCUUAUUCCCUUCAAUACACAAUAUUUAUUAUUAAUUUCUUAUAUUGAAGUCAUUCACCAAAAUAUUACAAGAUAAUUAUCUCUAUUGGAUGAUUUGUCUCGCUGAUCAGCACCAUUAAUUCGUGAUUUUGGCUUAUUUUUGAUUCGAACUUUAUAUUCGUGGAAAUGUCGGCUUUAAGUUGGACUUUUCGAAAGCUUUUCUCUGUUGUUUGUUUAUUAUUGUCUUUCAUAAAGGCUAUAUUAAGUAGGAUAAUAUGUAGAAGUAGACGUCAUAGGAAAAAUUCGGGUAGUUUACUACCUUUUAUUGAUCCUCAAGCAAAUGCCCCCCAAAUGGACAUUCCUCCUCAGCCAUUAUUAAAUAAUGAGGUGGAACUUCAAUCUUGGGAAUCUUGGGGGAAUGACAGUUCUCCUGCAAACUCUGCUAAAGUUCCACAAAAUCCUGUAAAGCCGAAUAAAAUAAGACCAACAGUCUUUAGCAAAGCAAGAGAUGUUGAACCAGAACCGGAGCCGGAUUACUUUGUCGAUAUGAAACCUGAUGUUCGUAAAAAUGCAAAGAUUGUCAUAAAGAAAAAGGAAAAUUUCGAUGGAAUUUCAAAUAGAUUAGCUAUGUCAAAUGAUUUUGGUAAUCAGGGAGCAGAACUUGGUUCAUGGGACGAGUAUACUGCCGAUUCAAUGGCUAGUGGUUGGGGUCAAGAAGACUUGAGUGAAGAAGCAGAGGAAGUUUUAAAAGAACAAAAAAGAAUUGAAAGAGAAAGGAGGCAUCAAGAACAAUUAAGGAAAAAGGCGGAGCGAGAAGCUAAACGAACAGCAAAAUUAAAAUAAUAGAUACUAAAAAAUUAUCAACAAAAGAGAUAACAAACUGAACAAAUAAUUCUGUUUUAUUUAUCUUUAGGCUGAUGAAUCUUUCUUCUUCUUCUUGUCUUUCUCUAUCAUUUAUUCAUUAUAUCCUAUAAAAAAGUUAUGUUCCAUUCAAAAUUAAAAAGAAAAAUGAGACUUUUGAUAGAGCUAAGAAAAAGGUAAAAAAUAAUUAAACUUGACAAACUUUCUGACUUCAAAUCUAAUAGAAUCAAUAAGCAAAAAAGCCUUUUUUUUAGUUUUAAUCUUUAUUUAUAUAUAAAAUAUUAAAUAGUUUAAAUAAUAAUAUGCAAAAAAUAAAUAAAUUUGGAAGUUGCUUGUUUAAAAAUGUAUAUUCAUUUGUUUUUUUGUUUUAAUUAAAAUAUUCUAUAGUUUCAAUUGGAGUAGAAAAUAAUUAAUUAUAAUUUUUAAAUUAACAUUACUCUUGUUUUUUAACCAAACAUUGAAUUGUGAAGAGUUUCUAGCUCGUAUUCUCUUUGUUUUUUUCUUGCCUUCUGCCUUUUAUAGUUUUCGUAUUCUUCGUCGUCAGUCUCCAAUUCAAAACGACAUACGGGGCAGCUAUUUGUUUUUUCAAGCCAAGUUUUAAGACAUUUUGGAUGAAAAUUGUGUUUGCAAGGCAUAAUCAGAACUAUAUCAUCGCUUUCAAAGGUUCCCAAACAGAUUGAACAAGUUUUGUCUGGGGCAUCUUGAGCGUGUGCUGUUUUUAGAUCCUGUACGGCUUUCUUUGAUGCAGGAGGUGGCGGUGCUUCUCCCAUAAGUUGAGUGUACAAUGUGUCCCAUGGAUUAGACCAACCUAAGAAAAAUUCUCAUUUAAAUAGUAAACACAAUUCACCUAUAUAUCUAAUCAACGCUACGCUUUUUAUAUCUUUGGUAAUUAGGUCAAAAUAUCUAAAAAUCGUGUACAAAUACAAUCUGAAAUUGACAACAUAUUGAUUUUUUACAUCAAAAUCGAAUAAAAAAUUUAAUCCAUCAAUUAUAAUGCAGAUCUACAAGGUAAAAUAAAUAUAAACAAUGCGGUCAUGACAUUAUCAUACCUCCAUCAAGGAGCAAUCGGG